Messenger RNA from Dipodomys spectabilis (banner-tailed kangaroo rat), 7653 nucleotides. It is a transcript of the gene Rps6ka3, whose product is annotated as ribosomal protein S6 kinase A3. Lineage: Eukaryota; Metazoa; Chordata; Mammalia; Rodentia; Heteromyidae. Gene Ontology annotation, molecular function: magnesium ion binding; ribosomal protein S6 kinase activity; ATP binding. The record is from RefSeq and is a predicted model, not a curated record. The transcript is spliced from 22 exons. The coding region runs from base 343 to 2565 and encodes 740 amino acids. Gene Ontology annotation, biological process: protein phosphorylation; intracellular signal transduction.
CGGUCGCUGUUCUGCUGGGGGAGCGGGCGCGGGAACCGGCGCGGGGUAGGGGGCGGAGCUGUAGUCCCGGCGGCGGAAGGAGGAGAGGAAGAAAGGGGCGAGCCUGUGUGCCCAGCGGCGGCGCAAAGCUGUGAGCUCGGUGCGCGGGCGGCUCUGGCCAGGCGCUUCGCUUUGAGUCGGUCAGUGACGGCGUUGAGCUCUCUCUGGAGCCGCCGCCGCCGCCGCUGCUGCUGUUCUACGGCUUCUGCCGCUGUCGCCGCCGCUGCCGUGGGGCUCGGGCGGCGACAGAGCGGGGCGGGCGGGGAGGGAGGAGGCGGUGAAGGCGGCGGGCCGGGGGGGAAGAUGCCGCUGGCGCAGCUGGCGGACCCGUGGCAGAAGAUGGCUGUGGAGAGCCCGUCCGACAGCGCUGAGAAUGGACAGCAAAUUAUGGAUGAACCUAUGGGAGAGGAGGAGAUUAAUCCACAAACUGAAGAAGGCAGCAUCAAAGAAAUUGCAAUCACACAUCAUGUAAAGGAAGGACAUGAAAAAGCAGAUCCUUCCCAGUUUGAACUUUUGAAAGUAUUAGGGCAGGGAUCAUUUGGAAAGGUUUUCUUAGUUAAAAAAAUCUCAGGCUCUGAUGCUAGACAGCUUUAUGCCAUGAAGGUAUUGAAGAAGGCUACACUGAAAGUUCGAGACCGUGUUCGGACAAAAAUGGAGCGUGAUAUCUUGGUAGAAGUUAACCAUCCUUUUAUUGUCAAAUUGCAUUAUGCUUUUCAAACUGAAGGGAAACUGUAUCUUAUUUUGGAUUUUCUCAGGGGAGGAGAUUUGUUUACACGCUUAUCCAAAGAGGUGAUGUUCACAGAAGAAGAUGUCAAAUUCUACUUGGCUGAACUUGCACUUGCUUUAGACCAUCUACAUAGCCUGGGAAUAAUUUAUAGAGACUUAAAACCAGAAAACAUUCUUCUUGAUGAAGAAGGUCAUAUCAAGUUAACAGAUUUUGGCCUAAGUAAAGAGUCUAUUGACCAUGAAAAGAAGGCAUAUUCUUUUUGUGGAACUGUGGAAUAUAUGGCUCCAGAAGUAGUUAAUCGUAGAGGUCAUACUCAGAGCGCUGACUGGUGGUCUUUUGGUGUGUUAAUGUUUGAAAUGCUCACUGGUACACUACCUUUCCAAGGAAAAGAUCGAAAAGAAACAAUGACUAUGAUUCUUAAAGCCAAACUUGGGAUGCCACAGUUUUUGAGUCCUGAAGCCCAGAGUCUUUUGCGAAUGCUUUUCAAGAGAAACCCUGCAAACAGAUUAGGUGCAGGACCAGAUGGAGUUGAAGAAAUUAAAAGACAUUUAUUUUUUUCAACAAUAGACUGGAAUAAACUGUACAGAAGAGAAAUUCACCCACCUUUUAAACCUGCAACUGGCAGGCCCGAAGAUACAUUUUAUUUUGAUCCUGAGUUUACUGCAAAAACUCCCAAAGAUUCACCAGGCAUUCCACCUAGUGCUAAUGCACAUCAGCUUUUCCGAGGGUUUAGUUUUGUUGCUAUUACCUCAGAUGAUGAAAGCCAAGCUAUGCAGACAGUUGGUGUACAUUCAAUUGUUCAGCAAUUGCACAGGAACAGUAUUCAGUUUACUGAUGGAUAUGAAGUAAAAGAAGAUAUUGGAGUUGGCUCAUACUCUGUUUGCAAGAGAUGUAUACAUAAAGCUACAAACAUGGAGUUUGCAGUGAAGAUUAUUGAUAAAAGCAAGAGAGAUCCAACAGAAGAAAUUGAAAUCCUUCUUCGUUAUGGACAGCAUCCAAACAUUAUUACUCUAAAGGAUGUAUAUGAUGAUGGGAAAUAUGUGUAUGUAGUAACAGAACUUAUGAAAGGAGGUGAAUUGCUGGACAAAAUUCUUAGACAGAAAUUUUUCUCUGAACGAGAGGCCAGUGCUGUCCUGUUUACUAUAACCAAAACUGUUGAAUAUCUUCAUGCACAAGGGGUGGUUCACAGAGAUUUGAAACCUAGCAACAUUCUUUAUGUCGAUGAAUCUGGUAAUCCAGAGUCUAUUCGAAUUUGUGACUUUGGGUUUGCAAAACAGCUGAGAGCAGAAAAUGGUCUUCUCAUGACUCCUUGUUACACUGCAAAUUUUGUUGCACCAGAGGUUUUAAAACGACAAGGCUAUGAUGCUGCUUGUGAUAUAUGGAGUCUUGGUGUCCUCCUGUAUACAAUGCUCACCGGUUACACUCCCUUUGCAAAUGGUCCUGAUGAUACACCAGAGGAAAUACUGGCACGGAUAGGGAGUGGGAAAUUCUCACUCAGUGGCGGUUACUGGAAUUCAGUUUCAGAUACAGCAAAAGACCUGGUGUCAAAGAUGCUUCAUGUAGACCCUCAUCAAAGACUGACUGCUGCUCUUGUGCUCAGACAUCCUUGGAUUGUCCACUGGGACCAACUACCACAAUACCAAUUAAACAGACAGGAUGCUCCACAUCUAGUAAAGGGUGCCAUGGCAGCUACAUAUUCUGCUUUAAACCGUAAUCAGUCACCAGUUUUGGAACCAGUAGGCCGCUCUACUCUUGCUCAGCGGAGAGGUAUUAAAAAAAUCACCUCAACAGCCCUGUGAAGUAACCUCAGUGAGAUAUUUGGUACCAUGAUGUAAGCUGAUAGCACAAGUUCUGGCGACAGGUAGCACAUAUCUGAGAGACACCUGCAAGCACACACUGUCCCAGCUGGUACCCAUAAUGCUGCUGCUCCUGCUGCUGCUCCUGCUUUCGUCUCUUCUCGCUUUAAAUGAUUGUUAGCAAGUUAGAUUUUCCUGGAGCUUCGGAUGAAAUGAAUAUGGAAACAUGAUGGAGAUAUAAUCACUGAAUCAACUAGAAAAAUAAUGAACAUAUGAAUACCACCUAAAAUACACUGAAUAAAGUACUCUUCACCAUAUAGCAUUAUUUUUAUAGGAAAUAUUUCAUGUCCCUUAAAUAUUCUUUGUUAGUUAUAGGGAUGGACAGUUUAUGUUAAGCACUUAGCUUAAACAGUCCAUUUAUAUUAGCACUGUAUCCCUUGUGCCAUCCAACAUUUUGUAUGUUUUUGUAAACAGUUCAUAUACAGUACAUUUCUGUACUGCUUUCUUUAAUGUAUACAUGCCUUGUUUAACUUGGAAUCUAUUAUUAAUCAAUGACUAUUAAAUCUGGUUAACUAGUUCACUUGGAUUAACAGUAUUGUUGGACAACCCUAAACAUGGCCAGAUUGUGGAACAGCUGUUGAAUGUAAUAUUUCAAAAUGUAUAUAUCUUUCCCUGUGUCUGUUUCACUGGUUUGUUCAUUUGUUUGUUUCUUAAAAUCAGGUGUUCUGUCAGACUAACUUAGAGAGCUCUUAUGGUAUAGAAAGUUGUCGUAUGUGUGUGGCAUGAAAUCAAGAAUACACCUGUGAAGUGAUUCCAUCUACUUUGCAACUCCUUCUGGUCCUUUUUUCCUUAAUUAGGGAAAUACCCUUGCACUUUUAAUUUUAUAUAGUAUCCAUACUUAAUAUUCGGCUUUUCCUUUGGGAUUUCACCAAUAUAAAUCAAAGACCUUUAAAAAUCAUCGUCAAGAGAUUGGUGAAGGGAAAUUUACAACUAUUGAAAAUUCCUAUUGAAAAUUUUAUGUUUAAAUAGAUAUUCUAUAUUAAACACUAAUUUGAAUGUAAUAAAGGCCACAGGCCUCUAUAUGAAGUUGGAUUUAAAUUUUCUUAUGGUAGGGAAUAAAACAUUCUUGAUAAAACAGUUAUCUUUUCUAACCUGAAAUUAUAGCCAAGGUAGGCCAAGUGAAUGUUCCGUAUUUACUGUUUUCUGAAUCCCUCCUGAUUUAGAGCCAUAUAUUUCCCUUGACUGCAGAGAUGAUCAUUUUUCAUAAUUGCCCCUGGAUCUGUUGCAGCAUUCAUUAUUUACAUACAAUUUGUUAUUUUCCACAAUUUUAUAUCAUUUGAAAAAAUAAAUUUCUGUACCCAUUAGUACCCCUAAAUUUGCCAGGCUAUUUAGCACGUAUCAACAUGUAAUGUGAAAAACAUAUGGGCAAAGAGUGUCCAAAUAGAUAUGUACUCAGGUAUUACACGUCAGAAAUCUUCUCCUGCCAGAAGCUUUAACCCUUCCCCUAAGCAUACCAAGCCAAAUGUUAUGGAAGCCACUGUGUCAUUCCUUAAUUUUUCCUUUAUGCUAUUAAAGAGAAAAUCCAUGAUAUUCCUUUGCCCAAGUAACACAAAAUGGUUAUUGCAUAGAAAUCAAAUGUAAUUCUAUCUCAAAUACAGGAAAAGUGAAUAGGAGAAAGGACAUCCGAAGAUCUAGCAAAAAGUUUUUAAAGUGCUUGAUUACAUGAAUGCUAACUAGUAAAAGCUGUUUUCCAUUGCCAGAAAAGAGAGCUUUUUGUCUUUUCCUCCUCUGUGUUUCAAACCAUAGUAAUCCCAAAUUCUUGUCACUUUUUAAACAUUAAUAUAACUCUGAGCAGAAAAUAGAUAUAUUUUGAGACUUUGCCAGGUAUGCUAUUCCAUAAUUGCUUAGCUGUAUUGUCCACCAGUCUUUUAGAACUAUAAGUAAACACUUAACUUCCUGUAAAUUUCCCCAAAUUUCCCAUAUUGUAUGUAAAGAAGCUGAGACUGAAAUUGAAUCCCCAACUUCUUCCCAUUAAGUUCCUUUUUCCUCAUUACACCAUUGCUGCCUUUCCUUCAUAUCACCACCUGACUGUAGCUGAAUUCAAAAAACCUUAGAUUUCUUGGGGCAGUUAUCUACUGUCUUAUGAUGCCAAGUUUAUUUCUUUUCAGAAUAAUUGCCUUCUUUGUCUAGUCAAGCUGCCGUUUUUAAUGGAGAAAAGCAAGUUGUAUUCACAAAACUGAAGGCCUUCUGCCUAAAAAGCAGCUUGUGAACAUAAAUGAUUCUAGCAGCAGUUUUGGUGUUUGCCUUUGGGAAGUCAUGGUCAGCAAUGUGCCCUAAGUAUAGUGUUUGUGUUGGAUUACCCACUCCAUCAAUUACCCAAAUUGCAAUUCUUGCAGGCCUCUAUACUUGUGGUAUUGAAGCGCCUGAAGUCUUUUGCCCUUCACCAGUUGCUGCCAGUUUCUGGGACUUCUCCCAGGAGUUGUCAGUCCAGUCUUAAAGAUACUUCACUGUGAAAGAAGGAACUAAACCAUCAGGACUCUUUUACACUCUUUUCUCUUAGUUUAUAAUACAGUUUAAUACGCAAAAUGAUAGGAUUGUAUUUGACAUUGCUGAAUGCAUGACCAUGUGUUUUGUAUCUUUCUUUUCGGGUGAUGAUACUAAGGUAAGUUUUUUUCUAUCUUUUUAUUUUCACUUUUUGUGAAUUCUUUCAGCUCCCUCUGGUUUAUAAAGAUACUAAGUUCAUUAGACCCUUGACUUUAACAGAUUUGUGGCAUGGAUGUGUUUAUUCACAAGCAAACUCUGCAGUAUAAAGAUAUAAUCAUUUUGCAAGGCCUGAAGUUGAGAUGCCAUGAGGAUGGAGUGUGGGAAGAGUCACUUGUGCAUGUUUGGAGGGCAAAUAGAGAUUGUGCAUGUCAGUUUCCACAUAAUGUGCAGCACACUCCAAAGAACAACUUCAGAUCAACCAUUUCUCAUCUUUAAAAGUGACUUGUUGGGGACAGAGAACAUCAAGGAAAAUGGGCAUAUAGCUAGCUGUGCCUUGUACUGUCUCUCUAGGAGAACUUUGAACAGAGGGUGGUGAAUGCAAAGGCUUCGAGAGAAGGCAGAACAUUGGGUAGGAAAGGAAGUAGGGUAGGCCUUGCCUGGGAUAAAAAAUUGGCAGAACAGCAUUCAAGAUUUGGAAGCUUUGGUGUAGAUGUGCCUACUUAAUAUGGAAAGCCAACAACACGUAUCCUAACAUGUUUUAAUAGCCUCUACUCCUUGCCCUUUAUAAUUGACCUACAAUUUUUCGACUUGCUUUACUAUAUUCUACAAGUCAAUUAUAUCUUAUGGUAGUGUUGUCCAUGUGAGACUUAGAAAGGUAUUAGAUAGCUCAGGAAUAUAAAGGGUCAGAAAAGAUCUUUGUCUAUGAUUCAAAAAUAUAGAUUCCUUGGCUGAAUCUUGGUGCUUAAACCAGGAGGUUCCAGUCUAGUCCCAGAGAUCUGUCCCUCUGUAAGGUCUGAUGCCCUGGGACUAAACUGGAUAUAUGCUUUCAGCCUUAUUUAAUUCACAGAGAAGUUGACUUAAUUUUUUUAUUUCAACUAAUGAAAACAGUCCUCUCUUCAGCGCCAGGUUGCUUACAUUUUGCCAGUCUCCCCAAGUGGCCAUUGGUGGAGACCAAUUAAUGAAGGAAUGAAUUCACUUUCUUGAGACUGUGGUAUUCUACAAAGCCACACUUAACCACUUUUUCCAGUGAAGAAUCUACACAAUGAUAAUACCCAGAUACGGAUGGCCAAGAAGAGUUUGUAUCUACAGUGUGCUUUGUGUAUUUUUGACACUGCUGUAUUGUGUGUUCAAGUGACUUGUAACUGGUUCCAAUGUGACUGAAUUGUUCUCAAGUAAUGCUAGUAACUAAGUCAAUUGGGGGGGGGUAUUUUUUUAAGUCUGAUAUUAUUAUCGGUCUCAAAUUUACCACUUUGAUUCCAGUCUUGUAACUGUUUAUAAUGGGGCAUACCAAGGGUUGGGAUGAGAGCUUACUUCCUACCUCUUAAGGCACUUUCCUCAUUGUUUUGCCAUAUAACCUUGAACUGCAUGAUAAGCUGUUUAAAUGUCCAAGACUUAUCCCAGAGCAACUAGCAAAGUAUAUGACAUUUUGAAUAGAGAUUAGUGGAAAGGAAAAUUUAGAGAUUUAAGUCCACAGGUGCAAGCCUCGAGAAAUUGUCUUUAGAGCACAUGCCAUUUGAGUACAGUAUAUGUAAUGUAUAUGAAGAGAGCCACUAUAAUAGUCCUCUCUAAGUAGAUUAGUUCAAUAUCUAAUAGAAAUGAACAUCUUUACUCCUAUUAUUGCUGUAGAACUGAAUGAACUGUAUACUGGGGUUUUCCACAAGUAUUUAAAAUAAAACUUAAAUACAAGGCAAGGGCAUAAGGAUAAGAGAGUUUGGUUUGUGUUCUUGUAGGUGUAGUUUACCAUCUAAAGCUUUGUGUUUUUUUUUUAACUUAAAAGGCUUCAGUGUAUUGCCAUUCAUUAGCAUCCUUAAUAAUCAUGGGUGAUGACUUGUAACUCUUAAAAUUAUAUACACGUAUUAGUUUAUCUUAAUUCUUGCCCUAAAUAAAAGGGAAGAUAUACACCUAAGGGAUGUAAUUAUUUUGCAUUUUUGGCCAUGGGUGGGAAUGGGGUGGGUGUCUACUUAAGCAGUUUUUAAAAAAAUCACAAAUAUUUUUCUACUAUUAUAUAUGAUCUUACUUUAUACUAGUGUCUCUCUAGUAAGGCAUGCCAGAAGCCCAAGGUACCAUAUCACAAGUUCUGUAUUGUACCUUCUGUUGGUGGUUAAAUCGCAUCAGAUGCUUGGCACUGCCGCCGUAAUUAUGAAAUGCUUGUAAAGGAUCAAAUAUCACUGAAUACUUUCAAUUGUUUCACUUAAGAGUCUAAUCUGGGAAGUUUGCAAAUCAUACUAUUAAUGUGUAAUGUAAGCUCUUUUAGAUGUAUCCAUGAAUACCAUGAAUAAUCCUGGAACAAUAUUGCUUGUAUCCCUGUCAUAGAACAGGUUUUGUAAUCUUUAAAAGAAAUGAAAAUUUAUAUAAUAAAAUUUCAAAUAAAUGCAUGUAUGUCCCUUU